AUGGUGGAAGCUCUGAAACUGUUGAACCUAACAUGGCACCCACUAAAGAACCAUUUCUUUCACUUCUCCACUUGCGCAUUUCGUCGAACACCUCGCACCCUUCUUAUCCGCGCGUCCUCUUCUACAACUGCCGCCUCGGGUCGCAACCGCCGGAGCUCUGCAUCCUCCCCCGCCACUUGCACCUCCGAUAGGGAGGCAAUUCGAGCCAUCCGCUUGAAAAAGGUUGAAGAAAUUAAAAGCAAGGGACUCAAUCCCUAUGCUUAUGAAUGGAACAAAACACACAGUGCAAAACAGUUGCAAGAUAUAUAUAAAGAUUUAGCAAAUGGUGAGGAAAUUAAUAGUGAGAACGAUCAUGUUUCUAUUGCGGGAAGAAUUAUCGCAAGGAGGGCAUUUGGGAAGCUUGCCUUUUUGACACUAAGGGAUGAUUCAGGAACAAUUCAGCUCUAUUGCGAAAAGGAGAGACUUGUAGAUGAACAGUUUGGGCAAUUGAAGGCACACGUUGAUAUUGGUGAUAUACUAGGUGCAAAAGGAACAAUAAAACGCACAGAAAAAGGAGAACUUUCUGUGUGUGUGCUAUCUUUUGCAAUCCUUACGAAAUCUUUGCUUCCAUUGCCUGACAAAUAUCAUGGUCUAACUGAUAUAGAUAAACGCUAUCGCCAGAGGUAUGUAGAUAUGAUUGCAAAUCCAGAGGUAGCUGAUGUAUUCCGCAAAAGAGCAAAGGUUGUAUCAGGAAUACGAAGGACAAUGGAUUCUUUAGGUUAUGUUGAGGUAGAAACUCCAGUUUUGCAGGGAGCAGCUGGGGGAGCAGAGGCCAGACCAUUUGUUACAUAUCACAAUUCUCUUGGAAGGGACUUAUAUUUGAGAAUUGCAACAGAAUUGCACCUAAAGAGAAUGCUGGUGGGUGGGUUUGAAAAAGUAUAUGAGAUUGGUCGAAUUUUUAGAAAUGAAGGAAUUUCAACUCGUCAUAAUCCUGAGUUUACAACUAUAGAGAUGUAUGAAGCAUACUCAGACUACCAAAGCAUGAUGAAUUUGGCAGAGGAAAUUGUCACUCAAUGUGCUCUGGCAGUUCAUGGGAAGCUUACUAUUGAUUAUCAGGGAGUGGAGAUAUGUCUGGAAAAGCCAUGGAGGAGAGAGACCAUGCACAAUCUUGUUAAAGAAAUUUCUGGGAUCGAUUUCAAUGAAUUGGGAAAUGAUCUUGAGGUUGCAAAACAAGCUACUUUGGCUAGCCUUGAAAAUAAUCUUGAUAACAAGGAUAAAGCUUCCAUUGAAGCAUGCCAAUCUGUUGGCCACCUCCUUAACGAGGUUUUUGAGUUAUUUGUAGAACCGAAGCUUAUCCAACCUACAUUUGUUUUAGACUACCCAAUUGAGAUAUCUCCGCUGGCUAAACCACACCGCAGGUCCACAGGUUUGACUGAGAGGUUCGAACUUUUCAUUUGUGGUCGUGAACUAGGCAAUGCAUUCUCGGAAUUGACCGAUCCUAUAGAUCAGAGAGGACGUCUAGAAGAUCAAGUUAAACAACAUGAAAAGAAAAGAGCCGUUGUUUUAGCAAAUGGAGAUAAGAAAGAAGGAAUAGAAAAUGAUGAUGAAUCAUAUGAAGUGACUCUUGAUGAAGAUUUCCUAACAGCUUUGGAAUAUGGAAUGCCUCCAGCCUCUGGAAUGGGACUUGGAAUUGAUAGGCUCGUGAUGCUUUUGACAAAUUCUCCCAGUAUUAGAGAUGUAAUACCCUUCCCAGUACUCAAGCUCCAACAAUAG
Lathyrus sativus (Indian pea) is the source of this 1752-nucleotide messenger RNA. Lineage: Eukaryota; Viridiplantae; Streptophyta; Magnoliopsida; Fabales; Fabaceae. The record is from the annotation of a GenBank genome assembly.